AUGGAAAAUGAUGAGCUCGCCUUUGCCGCUCGCAUCCCUCGUGCUCUGGAACUCAGCCUCCUAUCCCUGGCUAGAUGCACUAUUCAACAACAAGCAACGCUUAAAGUUCCAGGAGAGAAAAACCAAGAAUACCGCACCUUCAAGUACAGAAAAUCACAAGUCGCUGCCAAGACUCCCCAGAGAGAAGCUUUGAAGAAGAAGAUCCUAGAGGCAGGAAAAUGGGUUAAAUGGGAGUUGUACAGCGGGUACGAGGACUUGAGGCCGCAACGUGGAUUUGCUGAACCGUUUUAUUCGUCGGCAAUCAUGACGUGGCGCGAGGAAGACAAAUUAGUGAAGGGGGGUUUGGGGAUCUACAUAGGAUAUGAGCAAUCUCAGCCGCUUGUACGAGAGGACUUGCGGAUGCGAAGAGGCGAGUCUGAGAAUCGGAUUUGCUCACAUUGCUGCCAGGCUAGACUAAUAAUGCUUCAAUGUGCUAAGUUCGCAGCCCAAUUUCAAUUCGCGAACACGUUGGUUCAUGAGUUGCCGUAG
Molecule: messenger RNA, 528 nt
Organism: Hyaloscypha bicolor E
Lineage: Eukaryota; Fungi; Ascomycota; Leotiomycetes; Helotiales; Hyaloscyphaceae
Exons: 2
Coding region: 1-528 (175 amino acids)
Source: RefSeq, a predicted model, not a curated record